GCUGGGAAGAUGGCUGGCGUGGGAAUGGUGGCUGCGGGUGCUGGGGUUCUGUGUUGGAGGUGGGGCUUGACGGCAGUCUCCUUCGGCUUCCACCGAGGCCUCAGCGCGGUACUUGCACGGAGGUCCGACGGGGUGCCACGGUGGCUCCCAGCUUGCAGACAAAAGGCAUCAAUCUCUUUCCUUAGUCGACCAGAUCUUCCAAACCUGGCUUAUAAGAAACUAAAAGGCAAAAGUCCAGGAAUUAUCUUCAUCCCUGGCUAUAUUUCUAAUAUGAAUGGUACAAAGGCAUUGGCGAUUGAGGAGUUUUGCAAAUCUCUAGGUCACGCCUAUAUAAGGUUUGAUUACUCAGGAGUUGGGAAUUCAGAUGGUAACUUACAAGAAUGUACAGUGGGAAGAUGGAGAAAAGAUGUUCUUUCUAUAAUUGAUGAAUUAGCUGAAGGACCACAGAUACUAGUUGGAUCUAGCCUUGGUGGGUGGCUUAUGCUUCAUGCUGCAAUCGCACGGCCACAAAAGGUUGUGGCUCUUAUUGGUGUGGCCGCAGCUGUGGAUGGCCUGGUGACAAAGUUUAAUCAGCUUCCUGUUGAGGUAAAAAAGGAAAUAGAGAUGAAAGGUGUCUGGAGCAUGCCAUCAAAAUACAAUAAAGAGGGGGUUUACCAUAUGCAGUACAGCUUCAUUAAAGAAGCUGAACACCACUGCCUUUUACAUAGCCCCAUUCCUGUGAACUGUCCUCUGAGGUUGCUGCACGGCAUGGAGGACGACGUGGUUCCGUGGCAUACGUCCAUUCAGGUUGCUGACCGAGUAGUCAGCACAGAUGUAGACGUCAUUCUUCGAAAACACAGUGAUCACCGCAUGAAGGAAAAAGCAGACAUUCAACUUCUUGUUUACAGUAUUGAUGACUUAAUCGACAAGCUUUCAACUGUAGUUAACUAGAAUCCCAUCAUUAGUUGUAUGUAACCAGUGGACCCAGAGAUUGAGGGAGAGAUAGCACGUGAAAGACCCUGACACUUAGAAGGUUUUUUCCACUUACCACUAUUUUGGAAAUAUCACAUGAGGUUUUAUUUAAUGAUGUCUUUGCACAUAAGUGAUACAAAUUGUGAAGAAAAUACAGUUAUCUUGUAUGUUCCAGGGAUUGGUUCCAGGACACCCCCAGCUCUUGGAUACCAGGAUUUGAAGAUGCUCACAUCUGUUAUAGAAAAUGGCAUAGUAUGUGCAUAUAACCUACACACAUACUCCUGUAUGCUUUAAAUCACCUCUGGAUUAUUUAUAAUACCUAAAAUAAUGUAAAUGCUAUGUAAAUAGUUGUUAUGCAGUAUUGUUUAAGGGUCAACAUUUUGGAGUCCUUUUUUUCUUUUUUCCUUUAAGCAUUUGUGACCUGUGGUUAGUUGAAUCCAAGAAUAGGGAACUCGUAGCUACAGAAGGUCGGCUGUACCAGCUGCUGAAGAAUUGGAACGUCCUCCUCUUCCUUCAGUCCCUGAUUCCUUUUUUUCAUUAAUAUGUUUCCUAUUUUUUUUAUUCAAGAGAUGUUUAACUUCUAGUGCUUUAGUUAACUGCCAGCUUUUAAUUGUGUUCUUUUUAGAACUAUUAAUAAAGCUUAAAAUUUUUGUAUUUUGUUUGGUAUCAUUAUAUGUAGAAAUUUGUAAAAUUCUGAUUGUAAAAUGCAGUUCACAAAAUAUGGGAAAAUAAAUCUGAAGUGAUUAAGGAAAUGUCUGAAGCAUAAUAAAGUUUGAAAAAUAAAGAUAGUA
Molecule: messenger RNA, 1742 nt
Organism: Phyllostomus hastatus (greater spear-nosed bat)
Lineage: Eukaryota; Metazoa; Chordata; Mammalia; Chiroptera; Phyllostomidae
Gene: ABHD10
Product: abhydrolase domain containing 10, depalmitoylase
Exons: 5
Coding region: 10-930 (306 amino acids)
Biological process (GO): protein depalmitoylation; proteolysis
Cellular component (GO): mitochondrion
Molecular function (GO): palmitoyl-(protein) hydrolase activity; hydrolase activity, hydrolyzing O-glycosyl compounds; serine-type peptidase activity
Source: RefSeq, a predicted model, not a curated record